AAGAGUUAAAACCUUUUCUUUUCUUUUUUAUUUAUAAAAUACAAAAUAGUUUACACAUAUUUUGCUUUGUUUAUAAUAAAGCAUAUACACAUUUGUGUUGGUCAAAGGCGAACAGUUUGUGAAGAGAGUACACACUCACGCUCAAAAAACGUUUUUGACCCCGCGAAAAAUGAAGAAAAAAAAUCCAAAGAAAGACAUUGUUCUCUCCUAAUAUUAUUAAAUCGAAUCCAACAUUCAAAACACAAAUUCAUCAGAAAACACUUUUGGUUCACAUUAAAGAAAGCGAUCCCUACAAAUACGGAUGCAUCAUGUACAUGCAAUUAGCAAAUUAUGGAGAAAUCCAGUUUUCAUUGGUAGUUGGCAUGAGUCUGUCAACCUUCAAAGGUACAAAUGGUUUUGCCUAUGACUGUACCAGGGUUUACAAAAUAUACUGGACACCAAGUGUUGUGUUAAAUGAAUUACAAGGUUUAGUUUUAAAAAGAGAGAUAUUGAAUACAGUACAUAUAUUGAUCAAUGUGAACAAUGCUGAUGAUAAUAGAGUAGGUGUCGUAUGGCAAAAUACUCACUUCUAUAUUUGUCGAAUUCGUGUCGCUCAAUUCAGAGUUUUGUAUUUCAGCAGAUUUGCUUUCUAUUUUGAAAUUGCCACAGAAUUCUAUUGA
Messenger RNA from Phycomyces blakesleeanus NRRL 1555(-), 659 nucleotides. RefSeq lists its product as hypothetical. The record is from RefSeq and is a predicted model, not a curated record. Bases 309 to 659 code for a protein of 116 amino acids. The transcript is spliced from 3 exons. Lineage: Eukaryota; Fungi; Mucoromycota; Mucoromycetes; Mucorales; Phycomycetaceae.